Messenger RNA from Solanum lycopersicum (tomato), 978 nucleotides. It is a transcript of the gene IPT2, whose product is annotated as adenylate isopentenyltransferase. Gene Ontology annotation, molecular function: AMP dimethylallyltransferase activity; tRNA dimethylallyltransferase activity. The record is from RefSeq and is marked validated. Lineage: Eukaryota; Viridiplantae; Streptophyta; Magnoliopsida; Solanales; Solanaceae. Gene Ontology annotation, cellular component: mitochondrion. Gene Ontology annotation, biological process: tRNA modification.
AUGAGAAAAUUAUCGUUUUUAUCGAGUGCUAAUCAUUCCAACACGUUGUUUUUCUUCCCCAAAUGGACUCGUAAUGUGGUUAUAUCAGCAACCAGUAGUAAUGUACCACGAUUACAACGAUCCAAAAAGAUCGUCGUAAUAAUGGGUGCCACUGGUUGUGGAAAAUCAAAACUCUCUAUCGACCUCGCUACUCAUUUCUUCCCAUCUAUCGAAGUCAUUAACUCCGAUAAAAUCCAAGUUUACAAUGGUUUAGACAUUACAACAAACAAAAUUUCAAUGAAUGAACGUUGCGGUAUCGUUCAUCAUCUUCUCGGAGAGUUCAAAUCUACUGAAUCACAGCCGGAGUUUACCCCUUCCGAUUUCCGAUCAGCUGGAGAUUUCAGAAUCAACGAAAUCGUUAAUCGAGGGAAAAUCCCUUUUAUUGUAGGUGGGUCAAACUCAUUCAUCUAUGCUCUGUUAGUAAAACGAUUCGAUUCACGAUUCGACAUUUUCGAAUCGUUAAAUCCGGUGAGUGAGGAGCUUCGUUACCAGUGUUGCUUCAUCUGGGUUGAUGCUAUUGCACCUGUAUUGAAUCAGUAUUUAGAUAAACGAGUUGAUGAAAUGCUCGAUUCGGAGAUGUUUGAAGAGCUAAAAGAGUAUUUCGAGAAAGAGGGGUUUUCCGAUUCCGGUUCCGACGGGAUCCGGAAGGCUAUAGGAGUACCGGAGUUCGAGAAAUACUUUAAAGGGAAGAUAUCGUACGAAGAAGCAGCCAUGGAGAUAAAGGAGAACACAAGGGUAUUAGCAGAAAGACAGGUGAAGAAGAUAAUGCGGUUGAGAGAAGGUGGAUGGAACAUACAAAGAGUGGAUGCAACAGAAACGUUAACGGCGAAAAUGGUGUCGGAAAAAAUGGCCGGCGGCGAGAAUCCGGCGGGGAAAAUAUGGGAAGAAGAGGUACUGAAACCAAGUGCCAAGAUUGUGAAGCAGUUCUUGUUGGAGUAG